Molecule: messenger RNA, 2819 nt
Organism: Athalia rosae (coleseed sawfly)
Lineage: Eukaryota; Metazoa; Arthropoda; Insecta; Hymenoptera; Athaliidae
Product: facilitated trehalose transporter Tret1-2 homolog
Exons: 7
Coding region: 327-1961 (544 amino acids)
Biological process (GO): transmembrane transport; carbohydrate transport
Cellular component (GO): membrane
Molecular function (GO): sugar transmembrane transporter activity
Source: RefSeq, a predicted model, not a curated record
GGUAAGGGUGGCCGAUCGCCUUUUUUCGCGUUCUCCACUCCAUUGGUCCACUUCGAUCGUUUUUCGCAAGCUUUCGCUUCCUUUUUUUUUUCAAAUAUCGCGUAUCCCGAUCGAGGAGAAGAGGGAGAAAAAAAAAAAAGAUUAAAAAUCGAAAACGGUGUAGACCACAAAAAUUAAAGUACCUAAAAAUCGCAGAAGAAGAAAAAAAAAAAAGAAAAAAAAAAAAUUACACUACAAGAUAGAAAACAAGUAAUAAUUCGAAUUCGGUAAAAGAAUCGCAAGAACCACCACCUCCUCCGUUAUCGGCGUCACCACCAUCAUCCGAGAUGUGGAACGAAAGGCGGGAAAGCUCCCACCACCGGGGUUUAACAUCAUCGGUCGCUGGAAUAGUUCGAGAGGGGCGUACGCAUAAAGAGUACGAAUACAGUUUAGUCCCCACAAAUGAUACGGAGACCGUACGAGACGGUUCAAACGAACCUGAGGACAAUCGACAACAAUCCGAAGAAAGACAAUUAUUUUUAAUAUCAACCGACAUCGAUCGGCGCAACUACCAACGUUACUUGGGACCAGAUAUGACCGAAAAAGGAUCGCGGGUCACGCAGUACGCCGCCUCAUGCGCAGGUAAUCUCAGCGUGUUUGCGGGCGGCGUGGUAAUGGCAUGGUCGAGUCCGAUACUGCCAAUGCUUAAAAAGGACCCACCAUUGUCCGACAACCCUCUGGGUCGACCGAUAAACGAAGAAGAGGGAUCUUGGAUCGGGUCUCUUCUGGCUGCGGGGGCGGCGAUCGGAGGAUUCGGUGCUGGAUACCUAACGGAAAAAUUCGGUCGCAAAAAUGCUCUGCUGUUCAGCGCGGCGCCAUUUAUACUUGGAUGGAUCUUAGUGGCGACCGCUGGAAAUAUAGCGCAACUUUACAUAGCUCGUAUAUUUUUUGGUAUGGGCGUUGGAAUCGCAUAUACAGCUCUACCGAUGUACGUCGGUGAAAUUGCCGAGACGUCGAUAAGAGGCGCUCUCGGUUCGCUGAUGCAGCUUUUUAUAUCAGGUGGUCUGAUAUACGGGUACGUGAUCGGCCCUUACGUGUCGUACUUGGCAUUCUGGAUAGUUUGUGCCUGCGUCCCGGUAGCAUUCGUCUUCGUAUUCAUAACGAUGCCCGAAAGUCCGCAUUACUUCAUAAGCAGAGGACGAAAAGAGGACGCGAUGAAAUCGCUCGCAAGAUUGAGGGGAAAAACGGUGAACGGUGUACAGCAAGAAGUCGACGAGAUCCAGAUGACGGUCGAAGAGGCGUACAGGAACCAAGGUUCGUUUAUGUCCUUGUUCAGAGUUCGCGCGAAUUCCAAAGCCUUGAUGCUAACGUCCGCUCUGGUAGCUUUUCAACAAUUCACGGGCAUCAACAUUGUCCUAUUCUACACCGGUGACAUAUUCAACAGCACCGGAACAGCAUUAAGCAGCGCAAUUUCGACGAUAAUCGUUGGCUGCGUUAUGCUGAUCGCAUCGUGCGGCACGCCUAUAUUCGUCGACCGACUUGGACGUAAAAUAUUAUUAAUUAUUUCCGGGAUCGGGCAAGCCGCCACACUGAUUGCCCUUGGUCUGUUUUUCUACUUGAAGGACGUAUCAAAAAGUGACGUAUCGAACUUGGGCUGGCUCCCGGUAACAUCGUUAGUAAUAUUUAUCGCGGCGUACAGCAUAGGUUGGGGCCCGUUGCCAUGGGCAGUGAUGGGUGAAUUAUUUGCAUCCGAUGUAAAAUCACGCGCUUCUAGUAUAACCGUUGUAUUUUGUUGGGUAUUAGCGUUCUGCAUAACUAAAUUCUUCACAAAUAUUGAAUCGGCGUUAGGUACCUAUACGGCAUUUUGGAUAUUCGCAGGUUUUUGUAUAGCAAGUGUAGUGUUCACGAUAUUUUUAUUACCGGAAACAAAAGGUAAAUCGCUUAAGGAAAUUCAGGACAUACUCAACGGUUACGUUAAAUAAUAAUUACAGAUUAUCUUUCGUUAUACACGCGUGCAAACGCAGUCCCCAAAGAGAAGAGAGAAAUUUUCAAAAUUGAAGAAAAUAAAGAAAAUAGAAAAAAGUUCGUUGUUAGAAAAAUUCAAAAUUUAUUUAUUAUACAAAUCUGUAUAGCAUUAUAUUAUAUUAUCAUUUUUAAAUUAUCUUAUAGUUGUCAUUAUUAUUAUGUAUCAUCAUUAUUAUUAUUUAUACAAAUUAUACAGCAGCCUGUGAUAUGAGUGACACACAUUCCGUAAUUAUAUUGAAAUUCAAUAAAUUUAGAACACGAAAAAGAGACUAGACAAAACAAAAGCUCAAUAUAAUGUGCAGCGUAUGGUUAAAUAUAAAUAUAUUAGACAUGAACAAGUGUAAUAGAUUACACGUGAUGCGUAGUAUUCUGAACAUUGAUAAUAAUUGAUGUCAGAAACGAGAGGAAGAAAGAAGAAAAAACAAACGAAGAGAAAUUAUCAGUUGGUAUCUUCCAAAAAACACGAAAUAAAAAUCAUAAAAAAAAAAUAAAUAAUAAACAAAUAAAUAAAUAAAAAUAGUUCGUGAUGUGCAAUUACAUAAUUUAUAUACAUUUACGAUUCGUAUCAUGUGUAUAUUAAUUAUAGUUUUGUUUGAUAAUUUAAAUUAUAGAAUAAAUUUGUAUAGUAUAUACCUGUAUUUGAAUAUAAUGUAAAUAUUUUACCUUCCUUCGUCAAAAGGCAUUAAUUUGAUUUAUAUACGUUGCCUAAAGUAUCCUCAUUUUUGGUAUUUCAUGUGUGAAAUCGAAGUUAAAUGUUCUCAGCGAAGAUAUGAAAAUAAUAAAUACCUCAAUUUCUCAAUAAUUACAGCUUGAAA